AUGCGCUUGCCUGAAUGUGUGCAUGCGUUUGGGCCUUCUGAUGCUGGGGGAGAGGGGGGUGAGGGAGGGACAUCUUUGCCCUGCUUCUGUCACUCUAUCACCGCCGCCUUCACCCAGGUCCAGCUCAGGUCCAGCUCAGGUCCAGCUCAUGUCCAGCUCAGGUCCAGCUCAGGUAUAGCUCAGGUCCAGCUCAGGUCCAGCUUAGUUGCUGAAGGCAUAUUAGGGCAGAGGGUGUGGAGGGGAGGGGCCGUGCGCUCUGAGGGGGGUGUCAUGGAAGUGUGGCUGGGGUGGGUGGGGUGUCGGGGGUGA
Molecule: messenger RNA, 309 nt
Organism: Knipowitschia caucasica
Lineage: Eukaryota; Metazoa; Chordata; Actinopteri; Gobiiformes; Gobiidae
Source: the annotation of a GenBank genome assembly